UGGACGGGGGCGCGCAGGGCCGCUUUGGACGCGUUGUCCCCACCCCCCGGAAUUCUCAGCGAGCGUCCGUUUCCGCGGAGGGAGAGGCGGAUCGGGCCGGGCAGGGGGCGAGCACGGGGUUUGGGGUGCGCGCUGCCUCUCUCAGGAGGAGACGUGUACCCGGAGCAGCUCCCCCUCGCUCUGCUGCCAAGCGAGGCUUCCGGUCAGCCGAGGGCUCUCUCCGUCUCUCCGUGAACUUGAACAGAGGCAGAGGCGAAGGCGAAACGUAUAUUCACCGGCCGGGCGUGCCCGUUGGUGGAGCUCAGCGACGGCGGAGCUGGUGACCCUGAGGCAGGACCCACAGCCACGGGGCCCCGUGGCCGGGGAUGUGUGAUGCUGCCACCCAAGCAUCUGCCGGAAUCAGGGUGGGAGGACCGGGGAGCCCGGAGGCACGCAGGCUGGUGCCAGGUGCGGGGAUGAGGCCGCUGGGGGCCCCGGCCUCCCCUGCCAUCGGGUGCUAGGAGCCGUGCCCAGGCUGCAGCCGGGAGCCCCGCCGCCCGGGGGCAUGGCCAAACCCCUCUUCCGCCUGCAGAAGCUUCUCCUCCGAACGCAGUUCCUGCUCUUCUUCCUCACGGCCGCCUACCUGAUGACGGGCAGCCUGCUGCUGCAGCGAGCCCGCGUGGCCCUCCCACCAGGGCCCCGAGCGCCCGGCCCCCUACAGGCCCUGCCUGUGGCCGCUGUGGCGCUGGGCGUGGGCCUGCUGGACAGUGGGGCGCUGCAGGCCCCCCGCGUCAGCCCGGAGCUGCUGCUCAGCGUGGAUGUGCUGCGGAGGCCCCCGGCCCGGCCCCGGCCCGGCCCCCGUGGGCUCUGGAGCCGGAACUCAGAGCUGCCCCCGCUGAGGCGUCGCCGCUGGUUCCACCACCUCGCGGGAGACACCCAGGGGCCGCCCGCCCCGGGCCCUGAGGCCCCUAGGCCCGCAGCCAGCAGCCGAGGUACCUACGUCGGCUGCUUCAGCGACAGUGGCCGCGACAGAACACUGAGGGGCACCGUGUUCUUCGAUUUGAGAAAGAUGACUGUGUCCCACUGCCAGGACGCGUGUGCUGAGCGGUCCUAUGUGUACGCGGGCUUGGAGGCUGGGGCUGAGUGCUACUGCGGGAACCGGCUGCCGGUGAGGAGCGUCCGGCCAGAGGCGUGUAACCACGAGUGCAAAGGGGAGAAGGGCUCCGUGUGCGGGGGCGUUGGCCGGCUGUCCGUCUACCGCGUGGAGGACCUGCAGCUCGGCUCCAGGAAGCGGAGGACCGUCACGUACCGCGGAUGCUUCCGACUGCCGGAGAACGGCACCCACACCUUCCCCGACUCCCUGACGCAGGCCAAUGCGACGGUGGACGCGUGCUCGGGAUUUUGUUCCCAGAAAGAGUUUCCACUGGCCAUCCUGCGGGGCUGGGAGUGCUACUGUGCUUACCCCACGCCUCAGUUCAGCCUUCGGGACGCCGUGGACAGCUCGCUGUGCGGCCAGGAGCCCGAGGCACGGAGCCUGGCCCAGUACUGCGAGGUCUACCAGACGCCCGUGCAGGACACUCGCUGCACGGACAGGCGGUUCCUGCCCACCAAGUCCAAGGUGUUUGUGGCUCUGUCAAGCUUCCCGGGAGCCGGGAACACGUGGGCACGGCACCUCAUCGAGCACGCCACAGGCUUCUACACGGGGAGCUACUACUUUGAUGGGACCCUGUAUAACAAGGGGUUCAAGGGCGAGAAGGACCACUGGCGCAGCCGGCGCACCAUCUGUGUGAAGACCCACGAGAGCGGCCGGAGGGAAAUCGAGAUGUUCGACUCGGCCAUCCUGCUGAUCCGGAACCCAUACAGGUCCCUGGUGGCCGAGUUCAACCGCAAGUGUGCCGGGCACCUGGGCUACGCGGCCGACCGAAACUGGAAGAGCAAAGAGUGGCCGGACUUCGUGCGCAGUUACGCGGCGUGGUGGUCCUCACACGUGCUAGACUGGCUGCGGUACGGCAAGCGGUUGCUGGUGGUGCACUAUGAGGAGCUGCGGCACAGCCUGCUGCCCAAGCUGCGGGAGAUGGUGGCCUUCCUCAAUGUGUCCGUGAGUGAGGAGCGGCUGCUGUGCGUGGAGAACAACAAGGAGGGCAGCUUCCGGCGGCGCGGCCGGCGCCCCCACGACCCUGAGCCCUUCACCCCCGAGAUGAGGGCGCUGAUCGACGGCUACAUCCGGACGGUGGACAAGGCGCUGCGUGACCACGGCGGGGCCGGGCUGCCGGGCGAGUACGUGCCCAGAUGACGGCCCGGGCGCUGCCCCGCAGCCUCGCUGGGGCCCAGCUGCUGGAGCCGCCACAGGUCCCCUCUGUGCUCACAGACACGUCUGCACGCUUGUGGGCCACGCGGGCUGGGCUGGACCCUUUCAGACCUGCAGACGCCGGCCUGCCCGUGCACGCUGCGCUCCCAGUCCGGCUUCCUGUUUCGCGCUGCAGACUCGCUGCCAGGGUCCCCGCCCCCGGACGCAGGGCUAGGUGGGCAUUGGCGCCGUGGGCAGCGAGCACCCCAGCGUGGGCAUGAGCUCACGGAUGCUGCUGGACCCCGCGACCCUGACGGCACAUCAGAUGCCCCAUGAACACGUGUAGCGUGGCCACCAGGCAUCCCGGUGCGCAGCUCUACGUUUCCCUUCUCUGCAAACGGGCUGGCAGCACUCGACAGAGUCGACCCCCCACCACCGCUGCACACUGACCUCAGGACCUGCCACAGCUCUGUGCACCCCCCACCCUGUCCAACGGCAGCACUCCUUGGAGGGGCCCCCUUGCCUCGCCUUUCCCUCCCGUGUCCCAGAGGCGGGGUGUGAGGGAGAGGGGGCAUGGGGCCAGAGGGGCUGGCCUCCAGGGGAGCCCUGGACCCAAGGGGCACACAGGCCUGCAGGGGGGGCUUGGGGUGCACGUGGGGAGACCCAGGAGGGACGGGUCUUGGGGAUCACUUGGCCCCACCCAUCUUGGCCAUGUCCCCCAUCCACACAACCCUCGAGGGAGGGGCCAUGGCCAAACCCUCAGUGUUCACCCCCCGCCCGGUCCCUGGGGCUCGUUACCACGCCCUCUGUCUCUGCGUGAGGUUGAUGUCUUACUCACUCACCCCUGGAGGAAGGGCCCUCAUGGACGCCGCAGCCUGCUGUGUGCUAGCCCGCUGGUGUGUGUGUCGGGGGGAGUGGUAGGAAGGCCCCCCCGCCCCAGCUCGCAGCCUCGGGGGGCAGGGGAGGCUGAUCACAAACAGGAGUUAACCCAGGAGCAGAGGAGUGUGCGUGCGCUCAGGGUCUCCAUGCCCUGGUCCGGAGAAAUCUGUAGGAGCUUCCCCAGCGGAGCAGAGGGAAGGGCAUUAAGGCAGAGAGAACAGUGUAAGCCAAGGCUCAGAGGCUUGGAGAACGGGUGUGGGGCGUGUGUGUCUGAGUCUGUGCAGCCGGGGAUGGGGUGGUGGGUGAGGACAGAGGUGGGGACACAGAGGGACAGUCCUCACGGUGGCCUGGUGCUCAGCCUGGAGGGACAGAGCUCCCUUCAGAAGCCGACCCUCGGGUUCAGAACGAGGCCGUGCAGACCAGGGCUCCGGUCUGGGGGUGGGGGUGGACCCCUGCGAGGUGGGUGAUGGUGGGUGGGCCCCUCGGCAGCUUCUCCAGGCUUCGGGUGACCGUGGCUGGGCCCCUUGGUCUGACCUCCCGCGACCUGAGCCAAGCUGCACCAGGGGAAGUAAACGGGGAGAGGUUUGGGGAAACCGGCAUUGGAAUGUCCUGACUCUGCACCCCCCGUCAGCUGCAGGAAGCCGUGAGCCACCACAGUGAGGGCAGGUGGCUGGGGGGCCCAGCGGGCUGCCCUUCUUCAGAGGGAGGCCUCCACACCCGUCGGCUCCGCCAAACCCACGCUGGUGCUGAGCCUGUCCGGGCCCUCCCACAGCCGCUCUCGGCUUAACGCUGGAAACGCCGGGUCUUGCUAAAUGUUUAUUGGCACGGCUCUGGCUCCGCCAUUGACGCUGGGACGGCCCCUCAUAAAGCGGUGUCUCUGGUGUCGUAGGAAGAGGUGAGACCUGCCGCGAGGCCCCACCUGCUGUGGAAGGCGGCCCAAGGGACACCUGCGCCCCCCAAGCAACCCUAGAGUCUCGAGGGGAUGGAGGGCCGGAUGCUGGCUGCCUCCUGAGAUUGGCUCCCAGAUCUGGCCCUCACUCUUCCCGGCCGCCCGGGAGACUUCGGGGAGAAAACCCGGACUCCAGGGAGGCUGGGAAGGGCAGAGGUGCGGCUGCAGGGCCAAUCCACGCUGGCCCUCAGGCCUUCCACUCUCCUGCCCACCCUGGAGUCAGGACAGCAACAGCCUGCGCCUCACCCCGGUAGAUGGCUCAUUUCCUGCUGCCAGGUGCCCAGAGACCUCCCUUCCUUCCCGGGGGAGAGCUAGCUGCUCAGACAGCCUGGCAGCUUCCAGGGCACCUCAGCCAGACCUGCAGAAGAACAGAACGACGGGGUCAGCCUGCACCGGCUCACACUGAGUCCGUGCACACAGUUGGGCGCCCGACACGGGGAUGGUGCUCCUGGGUGUCCGAUGAGCAAGGACGUGCAAAGGCCCUGCUGCUGAUUCUCCGCAGCCGUCACCACGGCCUGCCCCUGGGGGAGAGCCUGGAGGCACGGGAAAGGGCUCUGGCUGUCCAUUUGUCUCUGGAAGUGAGGCCUCCUCAAGCUCUCAGCUUCCCCAUCAAGCCUCUGCCGCCCCAAGCAGCCAGGGAGCAAAAGCCAGUGUGAAUUUGGGGGAGAAUUGUGGCAAAACCCUACUUCCUGCAGAUUCCACCUUUAAUGACGAGGCUGUGAAAUCACAUAAACCUGUGUUAAGACGUGUAAUCUCCAUGGUUUUCAUCUCCCGUUGUGGAUCAAUUUGGAAACACCAAAAUAUAUAAUUUUAAAAACCUAAAACACAUUUUUGAUAAUCCCAGUGAUGUGUAAAUGAGACAGAAGAAUAGACAGGCUUCCAGACCCCGGGAAGAAAGCUGCUUAAUUAUGUGAGCAUCUUGUAAUGAAGCCUCUUGCAGCCAAAAUUAGAUCCUGAGCGCAUGAAUAUGUGAUAAUGUUUGUACACCAGAAUGCAUUUUCCCCUUAAAAUGUGGCAGGAGCUCCUUGGUUCUUGGGGGACCCUGGGGGUGGGGAGAUGGGAGUGCUUGGGGGGGUCCCCGUGGCUGCAGGAAUGCUUGGGGCACAGGCGUGUUUUUCUGCGGCUGGAAAAUCCCCAGGGGUCUAGCAGGAAACUGAUGGGUCUGGGGCCACACUGCUCACCGCUCCCAACAGGACCAGUUGGCCUGUACAAGGCGGAAAUGGAAUGGAAGGCAGACUGCGAGCUGGGCAGGACCGUGCCCCCCUGUUCCCACCCCCGUUUCCUUCCCCAGCAGCCCUGGUCUCCAGGGGUUGGGGGGGAUUCACGUUCAUCACCAUCUCUGCGGUGGGGCCCCCGGCUGGACAAAGCCAACGGCUCCUUCCGUCUCUGGCGAUGGGUAGGUUCAGGGAUGGUCCUGUGAGCUACAGGGGUGUGGCCGGAGGGCAUCUCAGGCCGUUGGGAACGUGCGCUGCUGGUGGGAGGGGAGGUCGGCGGCCCUGGGUCUGCAGAGGGGCCCACCCUCCGGUGACACUGGUUCUGCCGCAGGGGCGGUCGGGGGCACAAGGAGCCAGGAACUUGGCAUUGUUAAGAACGCUCAAGCUUUGCCUGCGAUCAGCCUUCCCUCUGGACGGUUUUGUUACAUGAGCCAAUAAAUCCCCUGUUCCCCUCGGGUUCAGUCAGGCUUUUGUCCCUUACGGUCUGCAGGCUUGGCGCCAGGUUCUGUCCGUCUGUGGUUGAUGGAGAUGGAGGCUGAGCCUCGGCCCAGUUCAAGCUGGGGGGCCCGGGACGGUGCCUUUUCCUGGAGCAGAGACCUCAUACCGCAUGCGCCCCGGUGGGGGGAGAGAUUUGGCUUCUGAGCUGAGCGGCCCAAAGCGCAAGCCCUCUACUUCACAGACGAGGGACCUGGGACUCCCGUGAGGUCACCCUGGAAGGACGGGCAUGCAGAGCGAGGGCGGGAACGCGGGCUCCUUCCGCGAAACCACCUGACCGCCCUUCUGCUGCAUCCCUGUAAGUCUUGGAGGCGUCGCCACAGACGGGGCAAGUGUGCAGAGCCAGCUCAUUUGGAAGCGACCCCAUUAAUCUCACUGCUGGUUCCUUGCCAGAAUACACUUUGGUGGGUGCCCGAGGUCAGCGCCGAGGGCCAUUUUAUCAGAGCGUAGCCAGGACUUGAAGACCUGCCCAGACGGAGCAGGGAGAGGGACUGUGCCCGGGUAUUCAUCCUCCGUCCCGGGCAUCCCAGACGCAGAAGGGUUCUGCUCCCCCGGGGGGUUCACCUGCAGGACGGGCGGGCGCGCCCCCGCCAUCGUGGGCCAGCCCUCCUGACCAGGAGACAGGCACCCGGUCACCCCGGACUUUGGCACCAGGUUCCUCAGUGAUCUCACCCCCGCAGUCUGAGCCCCGCACCCGGCUGACGCGGUGCGGUUGGCCAGAGGUUGAGAUCACACCCCAGCAGCAUCAGCUGGGCCACUUCUCCUUUGCCAUGUGGCAAGUUGCCACGAACCCAGCAGCUCAAGGCCACCGCCAGGCACCCUCCCCGGCACCCGUGGGUCGGGCAUCCGGGUGGACCUCCGUGGGCCGCCCGCCAUCAAGGUGGUGUUCCCGCUGGAGGCUGGACUGGGGAUGUGUCUGUGCCCAGUCUCACCCCCAUUUCUGGCAGAAUUGAGUUUCUGUGGUUGUAGGACUGAGGCCCUCAGUCCCUCUGGCCCAUGCACAGUGCUGACAUGCUGUGGGCCUCUCAUAAGAAGGUCGCGAUGUCGCUGCCAGGAGGAGGGUGGCACGGGCUCCCACAUCGACUACAUGAUCCCGGGAAGGCCGUCCCGUCACUUUGCCGCAUCCACCAGACGGAAGCACGUCACAGCCCUACCCCCACUUGGGGGCGGGGGUCCCACGAAAGCACGAACCCCAGGAGGUGGGGAUCCCUGGUGACCAACUCGGGGUCUGUCCACCACAACACCCAUGUGGGAAAAGCCCAAAAAUCCAUACUUUCUGCUCCCCACCGGUCUGCACUGAGUGUGGUGUGUGUUCGGGGGCGUCGUCUGGGGGGGGGGUCUGGUUACACCCACGUCACCACGAGUCAGGGCCGCAUCCCCAGUCCACAGUGGCCACUCUGUACUCUUUUUAUUUUUUUUAUUUUUUAAAGGUUUUAUUUAUUUGACACAGAGAGAGACACAGCGAGAGAGGGAACACAAGCAGGGGGAGUGGGAGAGGGAGA
Messenger RNA from Zalophus californianus (California sea lion), 7305 nucleotides. RefSeq names its product WSC domain containing 1 (gene WSCD1). Lineage: Eukaryota; Metazoa; Chordata; Mammalia; Carnivora; Otariidae. The record is from RefSeq and is a predicted model, not a curated record. Gene Ontology annotation, molecular function: sulfotransferase activity.